Messenger RNA from Lepisosteus oculatus (spotted gar), 1651 nucleotides. The record is from RefSeq and is a predicted model, not a curated record. Lineage: Eukaryota; Metazoa; Chordata; Actinopteri; Semionotiformes; Lepisosteidae.
GAGGCAGGAAGAUGAGAGAAAAGAAAUCAGGAGGCAGGGCAGAGAUGAGAGACCCAGGAAUACAGGGAGAAAAGGGGGGUCUCCACAGGAUUUGGGGCUCCUGACUCACUGCCCCAGUGUGUGGUGCUGAGCGUGUUCUCAGGCUGCAGAACCGUAGGCAGUUUGAAAUAAAUCCGCCUGCCGUGCAGGAAUUACCCACUCGAGUCAAUAAAUGUCCCCGGACAACACAGCAGCCGAAGAGAAGGAAGUGAGAGCGAAGGCUGAUGACGCGUCCUGUAGCUGCGGAACGCCCACGCAGGAACAAGAGAGCGAGACGCGCUCUUGGAGAGCGAACAGUGUGCGAGAGAGGAGAGAAGGGCGGGUGAGUCAGUCCUUCUCCCCGCCAGACCAGAGGGACUCCCAGAGGAGUCCAGCCGUUCAGAAUCCCGGGACUUUCUGAGCCAUCAGACAAUUCUGCGAGCUCGUUGUCUUUCCCCCGUUUCCAGGAGUCGCGUUUAACUCUAAACGGGAGUCUGUUUUUCCAUUUGGAAUUGCCGGGGAGAACAGUUUUCAGGACUUUGGAGUACUGGCUGGAGCCUUCUGCUCUGAACACGAUGCCUGUUUUAUAAGGACGAUGGCGCACUGGGGCUUGAUACUGACAGUUCUCAGUGCUGUGGGACUGUGGCUGUGUGUGUCAGGCCAGGAUCUCCCAGCCCCGGUCAAAGUGGGCGUCGUUGCCGAGGAUGCCAGUCUGGAGGUCCACUGGAGCCCCCCUGAAGGACCCCCACAGCCCACCUACUACCAAGUCCAGUAUAAGAAGUAUUCCAAACAAAAUCCCAGCCCAGACUGGGUGCUGGUGGAGGAUUGUAACGGGACAGCUGUAACGCGGUGCGAUCUGUCUGACCUCAUCACAGAUCGCAAACAUAAAUAUCUGGCCCGGGUUCGACUGGUCACCGAGCACGGCACCUCCAACUGGACCGUGAAGCGGUUCUCUCCGUCAGACGGUAAGUCUGGCCUUUUUGGCACCGGCGCUGCAGUGGGUCAAACACAGGGGUUCUGACCCCACCCACUCACGCUUGGCCCGAACCCGUGUCUCGGCCGUGGCCUUGAGAUCGCACACGUCAAAACAGGGGUGGUGUCACAAGGCCUCUUAAGCACAGAGCUCUGAACCUGCUAUCCCAGGUGAACACUGGGAACCGGCAGCAAGAACCGCUGGAAUGUGUGAUAAAAUCUCUGUGCGCUGACCACGUCACACCCUCCAGGUUCUGACGUAAAAACCAUCUGCGCGUCAGAUUCUACGCAUGCUUUUAAAUGCCGCGUCAGAUUUGUGAGAUGUGAAGCAGGUGGAAAUUAGGCGGAAGCGCAUUUAGAACCGCUAACGCGAAGCACGUCUUUACACAAAGGGUGGUGGGAGUGUGGAACAAACCGCCCCGCCCGGUUAUGAAAGCCAAAAAAACAAAACAAGGCCGGAUGAGAUCAGGACAGGAGGCAUUACUUUACACAAAGGGCUGCAGGGGUGUGGAACAAGCUACCCACCCAUGUUGCUGAGGCUGGAGGCCGCUGGAAUUAGUAAUAAAAUCUAUCUGUGCGCUAAUCGCGUCACACCCUGCGGUUCUGAAUGUGUUGCCCUUUCAGGCUCUGGCUCUCCAGUUUUCUCCCUUCCCGUAUUAAC